This is a messenger RNA of Rhinichthys klamathensis goyatoka, 5714 nucleotides long. RefSeq names its product NLR family, CARD domain containing 5 (gene nlrc5). Lineage: Eukaryota; Metazoa; Chordata; Actinopteri; Cypriniformes; Leuciscidae. The transcript has 44 exons. Gene Ontology annotation, molecular function: protein binding. Gene Ontology annotation, biological process: inflammatory response; positive regulation of transcription by RNA polymerase II; positive regulation of MHC class I biosynthetic process. Bases 119 to 5380 code for a protein of 1753 amino acids. The record is from RefSeq and is a predicted model, not a curated record.
ACUUAGCAGGAUCCGUAUGUAUUUUGCAUAUAAAAGAAAACGAAACCAAAGAGGGUUUGUUUAGUUUCAUUUUCUUCCAUAAAACUGGACCGAUGCGUUAUGCCACCAGCGCUAAUGGAUGAGGAUGGAGAGGGAGGACUGGUCGGGGGGCUUCCUGGUGGCGCAGGAGGCCAGUGCACUGGUGGACUUGCUCUGCAAACAGGACAGUGGUGUUCUGGAUCGGAUCUUUGCCUUAGUGGAACCUAACGCAAUGGAUCAGCUACGGUCACUGACAAACAACAGAGACCUUGUCUCAGCCACUGUGGAUUACUUCAAAACGUCAGAACAUACCAUAUGUAGAAGGUUUCUCACCAUCAUAUAUCAGUACUGUGAAAACAUUCCCUUUCUUCUUGAAACUACACUGGUAUCUGUAGCAGAAAAUACAAUUGGAACAAACUUCAAUCAUACAAGUGACAAUGAUAAUUCUUCACCAUCACGAAAUGUGAAACGUCCACGACUAGAUCAUUUGAAGACAUACACAGAUGCUCUUAAAUCCAUGAUACUGCAAAAACAUGAGACAGUGACACAGGCUGUGUUAAAGGACAUCAGUCUGGGGGACACAUGGGUAUAUUUAAAACACAGGAACCCUCUUCGAGUGAAAGACAGGACCAUCCAGCCUCAAGCGUCUCUAGACAGUCAUGAAGGAGAAGAGUCAGAGCAUAAAGUGUCUGUUGAGUCUCUUUUGAAAACCACCAGCAGGGUUGUCGUGCUGCUGGGCCAGGCUGGAUCUGGUAAGACCCUGCUGGUGCACUGCCUCGGCCGUAGCUGGGCUGAAGGCUCCUUCCCCUCCAUUCACCUGCUGUUCCUGCUGGAGUUCCGGCAGCUCAAUCUUAUCUCACGAGAUCUUUCCCUGAAAGAUCUACUCUUUCUCUUCUAUCCUGCUUGUGAGGAUGAUGAGGAAAGCGAAGCAGUGUUUGAAUUCAUCCUCUCCAACCCUGAGAAGGUCUGCUUCAUAUUCGAUGGGUAUGAUGAGUUUCGUGCCAAGCUUACAAAUCCUAGAAAGCUUGAGAGCUUCAUUGACCCAAACAAACCUCUGCCAAUGACAGAUCUCCUCUCUGUACUGUGCAAUCGUAAAAUCCUUCCAGAUUGCACAGUUUUUGUCACCUGUAGACCACGAGAUGUGACAGACAUGUUUGCGAGCCCUGGUUUCAUAACCUGUGAGCUUCAGGGGUUUGACCGAUUGGGUGUGAAGGAAUACGCCGAGCAGUACUUUCAUGAAAAAGGAGAUGAAUUCAAAAAGAAGGCUGUAAACUUGUUAAUGGACAGCCGUCACCUCUUGUCAAUGUCGCAUGUACCUGGACUCUGUCAUAUCUGCUGUGUGUGUGUGGAUCAUCUGUUCUCCAGUGAUGGAUCUCAUACUGAUCUACAGCUUCCAACGUCCUUAACUGAAAUCUACUUGCAAAUCUUGUUGGCGUCCCUCAGACGCUUCAAUGGAGGUGGGGUGUCUGGUACACCUCUACUUCAGAGAUACAGAACUAAAAUUGUUGAGAUGAGCCAGUUGGCCCUCAAAGGACUAGAGGGAAGCACCAUAGUCUUCAUGGACACAGAAGUGCCUCCAGAACUCCAGGAUUUUGGCAUCAAAAGCGGAAUACUGUCUUGUGUCAAGCUGACGUGUGAGGAUGGAUCUUCAGGAAACGGUUUCACCUUCAUGCACCUUACAAUGCUGGAGUUUCUCGCUGCCCUCCACCUCAUGACCAGUCAGAACAUAACAGAGAGUCAACUUAAGAAGAAGCUUAACUUGAAAACCCGCUGGACCACCAAGACUGACCCAAAGUCUGUCUUUACAGAUUCUCUCCAUCUUUACGUAUGUGGGCUUGCUGCAGAGGUCUGCACCUCCAGUUUGGUCCAGCUUCAAGUGGCCGAGGGAGCCGCGGCUUGGGUACAAAGGCGCCAAGCUGUCGUCCGUAAUGUUUUGCUGGGUUUUGCUGGAAGUACCAGUCAAACAGGCCCCAAAAUUGUGGAGCUGUGCCGAUGCGUUCGUGAAACACAAGAUUCUAACUUGGCAAGAGCUGUUGGUUCGAGACCGCAGUUUGAACUGAGAAAUAUCAGACUCAACGCUGUUGACAUGGAUUCUUUGGCAUUUGUAACAGCAGCUGCUGAUCAGAAUGUAUGUCUGGACUUUGGUGGCUGUUCAAUUGACUUGGAUUGUUUGGAAAUCCUCCCUAGUUUCAAGAAUGUGGAUCGUCUCAUUUUCCGUAGCCGGAAAUACGAUGACAGGUUUGCAGAGGCUUUGUGUGGUAUCCUGUCUAAACUCCAGGCCUUGCGGCGAUUAGACUUUAUCAGUGGAGGCCUCACUGAUGUUGGAGCUGCAAAACUUGCCAGGGCUUUGGAGGACUGUCCCCACAUCACACACCUGGAUGUCAGCGAUAACUCCUUGAAAGAUGAAGGAAUAAGAGUGAUUGCGGAAACACUAUCCAGACUGCCCAACAUCUGCUCUGUUUUGAUGGGGAAAAACAUCAUCUCCACAGAUGGAGUCCUCACACUCAUUGAGAGGAUGGCUGCCUGCACCUCCAUUCAGGAAGUCCAUGUUGAGGGGAAUAAAGAGAUCAGCCUUUCCUUCUCACAAAGCUCUGACACAAUAUGUGAAAACACAGACUUGAAUAACACGGAAGAGACAAAGAAUGUAAGGUUUAAGCAGUGUAACAUCACCGUUUCCCAUGUAGCCAGUCUGUGUAAUAAACUCAAGGGCUUCUCCUUCAUAACCCUUUUAGAUUUGUCCUACAACUCGCUUGGUAACAAGGGCCUAAAGAAGAUUCUGGACCUUCUGCCUAAACUAGGAACAAUUCAGGAGAUCAAUCUCAGUGAAAAUGGUGUUGAUCUGGAUGGGGUGGUGAUGCUUGCUUCUGCCCUCUGUAACCAGAAGAACCUGAGGAGAGUGAAUGCAAGUGGAAAUGAAAAGAAAAAGUUGGUUCUUUGGUUUGACACCAGCAGAAGACAUGCUUCAAGACAGCUGACCCCAAGUGAAAAUGGGAUACAUGUGCAUAAAAAACUCAGUUUAACCCAUUGUGAUAUCCAACCUGACUACAUGGCCAAGCUGUGUAAGCAGCUGGUUAAAUGUGAAAACCUUUUGGAGAUUGAGUUCUCCCAUCUAAAACUAUCAAAUGAGUCUAUUGAGAAGUUAAUGUCGAUCCUUCCUGAAAUGUCUUCUCUUCAUCUACUGAACUUAAGUCAUGUUGACCUGUCUACAAAUGGGGCUUUGUUAUUGGUCAGAUCUCUUGCUGACUGCCAGCGUGUCACGGCUGUAGAACUAAGACACCAGGCAGAAGCAUUCAUCAAAUUUGGUCCUGAAAAAGCAGAGGCAGCAAUUUGCAAGCUCACAGAGUAUAAACUGAGCAAAACCAAUGUUGAGAAGCUCUCAAGGAUACUGGAGAACUGUCCUCGCCUAUCUGAACUAGUCUUGUCUCAUAACCUUCUCCGAGAUGAAGGGGUGAAAUGUUUUGUUGAUUAUUUGCCCAAACUAAAGAUCUCAAGCUCAGUGAGCAUCAGUGGCAAUCGAAUGACUCAAGUAGGUGCACUGGAUCUGGUCAACUCAAUGAAUACUUGUGAAAAGGUUGUUGCUGUUGAAGUCAGUCUUGGAGUGGAAGACCAGUCUUUCAUUCAUUUUGUGCAGGAACACGUCAACGACAAGACUCUUAGGUUAAGGGAAUGCAGUUUUGAUGUCAUACACUCGAAGAAGCUUGUGGAAAUCCUGAACAGAUGCCCUAGGCUACUUACAUUAGAAUUGUCUUCUAAUUCACUGCAGAGUCAAGGCUUUUUACUGGACAGCCUGGCUGAGCUCUCCACAAUCCAUACUGUGAAAUUAAGAAAUAAUGGUUUGAUUUCUGAGCAAAUAGAGUAUUUUGUCAAACAGUUCAGUAGAUGUCACCAACACAGAGACAUCAGGAUUGAAGAGCCAUGGCUGACAGGAAAUGAUGUUAUCAGUCUCAUUGCCAAAUGUCUGAAUCUGCAGCCACACAUCAGAGAAAUCAGGGUCAACCGUGCUUCCAUAAACAUCAUUACAGAGGCCAAUUCCAGUCCCAGCUCCACUUCUAUAGUUCAUCCUGAAAAUGUCUCACCUGCUCUGCAGACCCUUAGCUUUGAUGGCUGUGACAUAGAAGGACAGCAUCUCACUCCUCUGACAUUUCCCAUCCAGAAAUGUCUUGGCUUGGAGGUUUUAAAGUUUUCUCAGCUUAAAGUGGACCGAAAAGGCGCAGAGUUUUUGUCUGCAGUCAUUCCGUCCUUACUGAAUCUCAGGAGCCUCACUCUUGAUUUGAAAGCAGCAGCUGAGGAUGAUGUGGAAACUCUUGCUGAAGCAUUACCAAGCACUCCAGUGUUUGAGAGUCUGAGUUUGUCCCAGCUUGUUUUAGGUGACCGUGGAGCUGCAAUAUUAGGGAGAGCUCUUCAAAGUGUGCCAAAUCUGAAAUCAUUUAAUCUGUCCCAGUGCUCUGGCUGGACAACAGCUCGAGGGCGUGACCUGGUCAAAGGACUGGUGCAGUGCGCCUCACUGGCAGAGAUACGACUGGACUCUUUGGUACUUGAUGAGGAGGGGAUAACCAUCCUAGCGCAAGGCUUCAGCCAUUUGGACUCCCUUCGAAGGCUCAGCUUGAACAACAUUAGAGUGGUGACAUCAGAGACGUUUGUGAAUGGCACUGGCAUACUUUGUCUACUUGCCUCUUUUAAGGGGUUUAGACAGAUGGAAGAGAUUGAGUUGGAAAGUUGGCGAAUGGGAGAUGGUGGUACUUAUGAGCUUGUGAAAUACAUUCCUUCAUGGACUAAACUACUAAAGCUGAGUCUGUCAGACAACAGUAUAAGUGACCAGGCUGGAGAGAAGCUACUGGCGGCUCUAUCCCAUUGCAGAGCUCUUCAGAAACUACAGCUGUCCAAAAACAAGCUUGGUCAGGCCAGUGCUGCUAAACUAUCUCAAGUCCUUCCGUUACUGCCUCAGCUUUCAGAACUCAAUUUGUCAGAGAAUCAGUUUGACCCACAAGGAUCCAAGGCUCUUUGUGAAGGUCUCAUAAGCAUGAAGGCACUGAAAAUACUACAUUUGACUUCAUUUGGGAGUUCAGAUCUGGUUGAUGUGGCAUCAUCCCUCAAACACUGUCCAUCCAUAGAAGAUGUCAGCUUGUCAUGGAAUGGAUGUGGUGACAGUCUUGCAUCGACACUGGCUAAGAUUCUGCCCCUGUGUACAAAGCUGAAAAGACUUGACCUGGAGGCCAAUAAAAUAACCACGACUGGAGCCACAGCGAUAGCCAAAUGCCUCCCAUCAUGCCCCUCCAUUGAAGUAAUAAGACUCUGGAGGAAUCCAAUUGACAAAGAGGAUGAGAAUCUAAAAGAUCAGAGGCUGAACUUUUUAUCGGUUUAAUUACUUGUGUUCUUUUUUCUCUUUCCUUUUUUCAUAUUGUUAAUAAUAUUGGUGUAGUGCUAUUAUUAGUAGUUUUAACUUGAAAUUAUUUAAUCGGGGAACACAUUACCUCAUUAGAGCAAUUCAUUACACCAUUACAACAGCACACUUCUCAGAUGUUCGGGGACUGGAAUCAUUUAAUGCCCAUCUGAUGCAAACAAUAGGCUCUGAUCAGUAAAGAAAAAGAGCAGGUGACAUGCUGUGCCAAAAAAAAAAGCACAAUUAACUUUUCUAAAUUGCAACAAUUCGAAACAAUGAAAAUGUGACUUAUUAGCCAGUCGUAGCACAAUGAAGU